This is a messenger RNA of Kalmanozyma brasiliensis GHG001, 1566 nucleotides long. Its product is annotated as Aldehyde dehydrogenase. Gene Ontology annotation, molecular function: aldehyde dehydrogenase (NAD+) activity. The coding region runs from base 1 to 1566 and encodes 521 amino acids. The transcript has a single exon. The record is from RefSeq and is a predicted model, not a curated record. NCBI's taxonomy places the organism in Eukaryota, Fungi, Basidiomycota, Ustilaginomycetes, Ustilaginales.
AUGAACACGUCCCACACAAACGCCACUCAGUCCGCUCCAUCGGUGACCAUCUCCACGCCUACGGGGAACAAGUGGCAGGUCCCCUCGGGCAUCUUCAUCAACAACGCCUUCCAUGCCUCUGCCACCGGCAAGACGUUCGACUCGAUCAACCCGGCCACUGGCGAAAAGCUAUGCACUCUGGCCCUCGGCGGGUCGGCUGAUGUCGAGUCGGCAGUCAGCGCAGCUCGCGCCGCCUACAACACGGUCUGGGGCAAGCGCUCGACUCCAACACAACGAUCGCGCCUCCUCCUCGCCUUCGCCGAUCUGAUCGACAAGCAUCUAGACGAGCUGGCCGAGCUCGAGAGCAUGGACAACGGCAAGCCCGUGUGGAUGGCGAGCAGCUUCGACGUGCCCGAUUCGGCCGGUUGUCUGCGCUAUUACGGUGGUCUCGCCGACAAGAUCGAGGGCAAGACGAUCGAGCAGACCGAGGGAGAGAAGAUCGCCUAUACACGCAUUGAGCCGCUGGGCAUCUGCGGUCAGAUUAUCCCGUGGAACUACCCGAUUCAGAUGGCUGCGUGGAAGCUGGGGCCUGCGUUGGCGGCGGGCAACUGCGUCAUCUUGAAGCCAGCAGAGCAGACGCCGCUGACAGCGCUCAAGCUCGCUCAGCUUUCGGUCGAAGCAGGCUUCCCUCCUGGUGUCAUCUCUGUUGUCAACGGAUACGGCGCUGAGGUGGGAGAGGCCAUCUCGAGGCAUAUGGACAUUCAAAAGGUCGCCUUCACCGGGUCCACUCUCACAGGCAAGCGUAUUAUGAAGGCGGCGGCCGAGAGCAACAUGAAGAAGGUCACCCUCGAGCUGGGCGGCAAGUCGCCCGUGGUGGUGUUCGAGAGUGCCGAUAUCGAGCAGGCCGUUCGCUGGGUCUGCCUCGGGAUCCUCUUCAACCAGGGCCAAGACUGCACCGCUGGAUCUCGCCUCUUUGUGCAGGACAAGAUCUACGACGAGUUCAUGCAGCAGCUCGUCGCGGCGUUCAAGGCACACAAGGUGGGUGAUCCAUUCCACGAGCUCACCUUCCAAGGCCCGCAGGUGAGCCAGCAACAGCGUGACAAGAUUCUCGACAUGAUCGAGUCGGGCAAGCGUCAAGGCGCCAAGGUUGAGGUUGGCGGUCAGGCAUGGAAGAGUCCCGACGCUAAAUUCAGCAAAGGCUUCUUCGUCGAGCCAACCAUCUUUUCUGGCUGCCGCAAGGGCAUGAGGAUCGUCGACGAGGAGAUCUUCGGCCCCGUGCUGGCAGUGGCGAAAUUCAGCACAGAGGAGGAGGCGAUCAGGUUGGCCAACGAGACCGAGUACGGUCUGGGCGCCGGCGUCUUUUCAGAGAACGCGAGCCAGAUCCAGCGAAUGGUGUCGGCCAUCGACGCGGGCACUGUAUGGGUCAACAAUUAUGUGGCGCUCAGCAACUCGGUGCCCUUCGGCGGAAUGAAGGCGAGUGGGUUCGGACGCGAGCUGGGUGUCGAUGCCAUCAAGGCGUAUUGCGAUGUCAAGGCGAUUCACUGGAACUAUGGCGAGAAGCUUGACUGGCCGCUGCCAAAGCUUUGA